CGGAUUCUUAACCACUGCACCACCAGGGAAGUCCUAGACCUAGUUCUUGAUUGAGACUCUGAUGAAUGUAUAAAAUUUUAAUAAAUAAAGAGUACAGAGCAGAGAGUUUCUGGAGAACAGUCUUGAAGAUAGACUUGGGCCCUACAACUGGACCUUUCACCUGUGAAACACAGGACGUUGGGAAAGAAUUCUUCGCAAAGUCAUUCCAAGAAUCUACUUAGCUUUACUGUGUGAGUGAGAAAGCAAGGUAUCUGGAAUACAUGAAUAUGCUUGAUAAAAUUUCUCAUCCUCUCUCCAAGGGGCAGAAAACAUAAACAAAGGCAGGACUGUAGGAAUGGGCUUCCUAUGUUUUAGUAACAAGUAGCUUAUUCUGGUUUGAGUGAUGGCUCAUAACAAAAAAUAAUGACAGAUAAAAAUGAGAUGACAUUCACAGUUCAUAUAAGCUGCUUAAGGAAUGCUUUCUAACAAAAUGGAGACUUAAAUAACUUGCAUAAUGGCUGUAAAAAAAUUAUUAAAGAGGCAUGAUUCAUCCAGCAUAAGGAAAUAACUUUAUUUCUCAGAAAUCUAUUGUUCCUGCUCACCUUUCUUCUGUUAAAGGAAAGAAAAAUACAUCUCUUAUGAUGACAAUAGCAUUUUUCAUUCCUGGAGAUUUGGAGUUAGUGAGAUUAAAAGAAACAAUUUUGUGGGGUUUCCUUCAGCUAUUUUGAAAGUUAUUUUCCUUACUAACUACCCUCUCCCCUCACCAACUUCUCUUGAAAAGUUAAAAACCACAGAAACAACAUGACUUGGAAAUUGUGCCUCUGGUGGCUGAGUUAAGUCUUGGACAUCUGGACUUCACCAUGGGUAACCUUCAUGAGAAGAACAAAACAAGGUGGUGGGGUUUCGUUAUGGCCAGUGUGUGAGGCCAGAAGGCCCCCUGGGAAUUCUUCAGGGUAUCCAUUCCUGUGUCUGAGAGAUGAGAUGCUCAGACAAUGACUCCCCAGACCACUAUUUCUGGACACCAGCUAGAAGGAGUCUAUAUUCAGGAGGAAGUAAUCCCAGAAAAGGAAGAACAGGCAGAGCAAGAUGUGUAGCUCUGUGGCCGCCAAGUUGUGGUUUUUGACAGAUCGUCGAAUCAGGGAAGACUAUCCCCAAAAAGAGAUCUUGCGAGCAUUAAAGGCCAAAUGUUGUGAGGAGGAACUGGACUUUAGGGCUGUGGUGAUGGAUGAGGUGGUGCUAACAGUCGAGCAAGGAAACCUGGGUCUUCGUAUCAAUGGAGAACUAAUUACUGCCUACCCUCAGGUGGUGGUAGUGAGAGUACCAACCCCUUGGGUGCAAAGUGAUAGUGACAUCACUGUUUUGCGUCAUCUGGAGAAGAUGGGAUGCAGGUUGAUGAACCGACCUCAAGCCAUCCUAAACUGUGUUAAUAAGUUCUGGACGUUUCAAGAGUUGGCAGGUCAUGGUGUUCCUCUGCCAGAUACUUUCUCUUAUGGUGGUCAUGAAAAUUUUGCUAAAAUGAUUGAUGAAGCAGAAGUACUGGAGUUCCCAAUGGUAGUGAAGAAUACACGGGGUCAUAGAGGCAAAGCAGUUUUCUUGGCUCGCGAUAAGCACCAUUUGGCUGAUCUAAGCCAUCUUAUUCGCCAUGAAGCUCCAUACCUGUUUCAGAAGUAUGUUAAAGAGUCUCAUGGAAGGGAUGUACGUGUCAUUGUCGUGGGAGGCCGUGUGGUUGGCACCAUGUUACGCUGUUCAACGGAUGGGAGGAUGCAAAGCAACUGCUCACUAGGUGGUGUCGGGAUGAUGUGCUCAUUGAGUGAACAAGGGAAACAGCUAGCUAUCCAGGUGUCUAAUAUCCUGGGAAUGGAUGUGUGUGGCAUUGACCUGUUGACGAAAGACGACGGCUCCUUCUGUGUCUGCGAGGCCAAUGCAAAUGUAGGUUUCAUAGCCUUUGAUAAGGCUUGUAAUCUAGAUGUAGCUGGUAUCAUAGCGGACUAUGCCGCCUCCCUUCUGCCCUCUGGCCGGCUCACCCGGCGUAUGUCCCUGCUCUCCGUGGUGUCCACGGCCAGUGAGACUAGUGAGCCGGAGCUGGGUCCCCCAGCCAACACUGCUGUCGACAACAUGAGCGCAAGUUCCAGCUCUGUUGACAGCGACCCUGAAACCACGGAGCGAGAGCUGCUCACCAAGCUCCCGGGGGGCCUAUUCAACAUGAACCAACUGCUAGCCAAUGAAAUCAAACUCCUGGUGGAGUGAGUCCACCAGUAAAUAAUUAACCAACAAAACCCUUGUAAAACUUUCUUUUUCUUCUUUCCUUUUUUUCUUUCUUUCUUCUUUUUCUUUUUCUUUUUUUUUUUUUAAACCAACUUGCAAUGCUGUUCAUGGAAAAUGCUCAGAAAGAUGAGAGAAAAUUGAGUAGGAUUAGUUAGGAAGGAAGAAUGGGGAGAUAGACGAGACCUUUGCUACUAAGAUGUUACUGACUUUGAUUUACAAAUCCUACAGAUAGAGAGGCAGAAGAGGUGAGAUACAGAAAAAUGUCAGGCUCUCGUAGUUUUACAUUACUCAGAGAAAUGUGUAGGCUCUCAGGCCAUGAAGAACAUAAUUUUUUCAUGGUCUCUUGCUUUUGUUUUUGUACAGUUGGUACAAAUUUCAGAGUAGUGUAACUUCACAUUGUGUUGUAAACCGUGAGGAAGACAUCUACCUAAAUUACAAUUUUUUUAUACAAAUCUGAAAAUUCAGCCUAUACACUAUUAUCUAGGAUAGCUUUAUGUUCAUAGUUACAAAAUCUUGAGGAGCUCUGUUAUUGACUUUUUCCCCCUUAAUUUGGGUGGGAGGGCAACGUGAAUGUGACCCAAUAAAGAUUUUUUUUAAUGAUAAAGUUGGCAUGUUUGCAUGAUAAAAGGGAAAUGAACAGUAUUGCAAUGUCUGGCACACAAAAUAACAUUUACUCCAUUGUAGAUGAAAUUGCACUAGUUAAAAAUAUGUGCAUUGACUUGUAUUUGUUAGUGUUUUAGCCUUUUUUGAAAGAUAUAUGCUCUGUUAAUGUUGCAUUUUUUUUUUUAAAUACAUGCUAGUCUUAACAUUCCCUGAUCUAUGCCUGCAUCUUUAACAAUGGCCAAAGUGAAGAAAAUGCUACCUUUUUUGUUAACAAGACACUGACUUGAAACAUGUGCAUUUAAAGCCUUUUAUUUUUUUCCUUUUUUCUUUUGGUGGUUGGGCAUUUAAAGAAUAAGGACAAGGAAGAAUAUUUUUGGGGGGCAAAUCAAGGGUCUAUAAGUUCCUAAGUAUAAAGUUGAAGUGAUUUCUAAUACCAGCGUUAUAUAUCUGCAUUUUUCACAUUUUAGGAGGGUGUGUGUGUGCGCGUGCGUGUGUGUGCACGCACGUGCACGCUUGCAUGUUUAUGUGCUUUGCUUUUUGUUUACACCAACCAAUCAAAAAGGAAAGAUUCUAGAAAAUGGAGCAUGAUGGGAAACAGUUUUUUACUUUAAAAAAAAAAACAACUGAGUCGUUUUCAUAACAGUAAUCUACUGGUAGAGGUACUCACCUAAAGACAUGAGGAGAAUGGCUGCUGCUUAGGCUUUUGUGUAUAUGUAUGUUGUUUGCUUUUUUUCUUUGGUUCUAGACUGUUCAGUGUAUGAUUUAUUCCAGGCUACAUGCUUUUCCUCUGCUUCUUGCUGUGCAUUUUCUCCUAUUACACAUAGGUUUUGGGUUGGGGUGGACUGACCGUUUUUGUUUGGGGACUUAUUUAGCAGUAUUGAGUCUCUUAUAGCCCUACUCUGAAGCCUUCAAUAUUCUACUCUUUAUAUUACUUUAUUUCUGAAUUUAUAAAAGCCCCCAAACUGCAUAUAAUAUGAGCCUUUAAACAUGGGUAAAACUAUCCCAGUGAAUGGUUUGGAAGGUGUGUUAAGAAAUGGAGAUGCACCAGAGCUCAACGUAAUUUUUUUAAGCGGCAAGUUCCAUCUCCCUACAAUCCUCUGAAGCUUUUUACCCGAGUCCUUUCUUGCCUCUCCAGUGCUUUUUUCCUUCAGAUGGACAUUAAACAUAAUUUCUUGGACACUACUAGAGAGACUUCGAGGCAAUAAGAUCAGUAUUAACCAGCUCUAACAGAGGUUUGAUCAUGCUUACUUGUACAGUUUUUCCCCCAUUUUAAAAAAGGAAUGUAAUAAAACGUGUUUUUUCCAUAGAAUUAAAUAAUAUUAAAAUGGAGUGAAAGGUUGAUUGUUGACAAAUAGAAUAGUACCUCUGAUCUGUGCAGUGUCUCAUUUCACCUUAGAAAAAGAUACAUAAGAGGACUUUCUAAUUUAUUUUAGGAUAUUCUCAUCUCAUCUAAAAGAAUUUGACUUGUACAGGGUUAUUGUGCGACAUAUUGUGGAAUAUAUAAGUACCUCUGGCUCACUUGGUACUUCUUUUACUAAAUGACCAUACUUUGGAAGAUGCACACUAUUCGGGAUAGAGAAAUAAACAAGGGAGAAGGAAUCGCUUCAUUAAAUCAUCAUUCAUAUGUGUGUAGAGACCAUCUGGUUGCCAUAUAGAUUAUGAUACAUAUACUUUGAAUAGUUACAUGUCACAUGUAUAUAGAUUAGUGAAUUUUAAAACACAAAUAGAACACCCUGUCUAUUUGAUGAAAAACUCAAGGUUUCUGUUGGGUGGGAUAAGGCACCAGGAAAAAUGUAGGUAGCCUUUUAAAAAAAUUAUCAAAUUAGCCAAGUACGUUAGAAGAAAUAUCUGAGAUUAUUUCACUGUUAGUUUUACUCACUGCCCAUCUUUUGUGCAUUCACACUAUGUUAAAACAUAGCCUUACCAACUAUUUCUGGAUCGUACACUGAAUGGACAUCUUAGAGUUUAAAAACAUGAAUAUCCUCUUGAAUUCCUUCAAAAAGUAAGGUAAAGAAUAAGAGCAAAAAAAAAAAAAAAACAAAACAGAGUAAGAGCAAACCAUACUGGAAGAACCCAAAUAAAACAGCCCAGAUAUUUAAGUGAAAGUUAAAUAUAUUUUCAUAUUGUUGAGUAACUUUAAGAUCUUUAUUGCUAUUAUGAGAGGUAAAAAUGUGUAUUUAUCAAAUAUGUAUAGUUGUUAUUUUAUCAUGCAAAAAUCUGAAUUAUUGUAAAAGUAUUGUACAUUGUUAAAAUUGUAAUUCUGAAUUGUAUUUAAAAGUAAUUCUUUCUGAUAUUGUUUUUGUCACCCAUGAUGAAAAGUGGACUAUGUAUAUAUACAUAAACACACAAAUAUGAACUAUUCCAUUUAAAAUUCUUAAUAGUUAUUUUCUUUUGAUUGGUCAUUUCUGUUGGCUUUAACUCCACUGAACUUUGAAGUAUUUCUGUAUAUGCUAUCAAAUAAGAAAAUACCCUGGAACAUUAGAAAAAUCCAUCAAGAGACUUGCUUUCAUCAAGUGCUUUAUCAGACUUUUGAAAAGGUAUAGAAGGCGUUGAAAGAAGUAAUUGACUUUCAAGAUCAUCUCUUCUUUUUCUCAAGAAGAAAACAAAGGAAAAAGAAAUUCUCUUCAUUCAGUGAGUCCCCAGUUUGGGGUCUGGGGCGCUUAGAGACAUUGUGAAAUCAAAUCUUGUGUUACAUUUUUCUCCUGGCUCACUCUUUUUGAGAAGGUUUAUGGGCUAUAUGGCUGGUGAGACACGAUCCCCUCCUAAGAAAAUGUAGGUGCUCAGACAGGUAACCUCUGCUGCUACUGUUUUUAUUUGUUUGUUUGUUUGUUUAAUUUCUUUUAUAAUUUGUUUCUGUCGUACUAGGAUAUUUUUAAAUGUAAUAUAUUGCAGGAUUUAUAACCAGGUUCACUGCUUUCUUUCUUUUUUUUUUUUCUUAAACCAAACAAAACAAAAUUUCAUUUAAGAUACAUUUAGGCGCCUUUGAAGCUUGGAUUUUGGAAUGUUUCAGUAGUGGACAGAAAUCUGCUGUUGGAAUCUUCUAGUCUUCCAGGUUUAAUUUGAAAUGUUUUUAGUUUUGUUUUGGAUUUUUGUGUGGUAUUUUAUUUCCUUUAUACCAAUGCCCUUUUGCCAUGCUGUUUUGGGGUGGCUGCCUAACUCUAGUGAAAAUUCUUUCUAUAUUAACGAAAAUGUGGUGUUUUAAAUUCCUUAAUGUUUUGCAUUUUUAAAAUUGUUUUUAAAGAAAUAUUCUAACUGCUUGCACUAUUACUGUUCUUUGCCAGCCUUUUCAGGAGACAAAAAAACAAAAACAAACAAACAAAAAAAUACCCAGAGAAAAAACUUUCCUUCUUCCCCCUUCCUGAUGAUGAGUGAGAAGUAUUGAGAACUUUCGGGGUCAGUGCCCUUCUAAACUCCCCUUCCCCCAAUAAUGCAGCUGUAGAAUGAAUGGUAAAUGCAGCGGUUUGGAUUCAGGCACAGCCCCAGCCUGCUGGCAGGUGGCGUAUGUGUUCGUGUUUUAAUGUAUUCAGAGCCAUUGGGCAAUAAGCAGUCCAGAACAUGAAAACUCAAGCAGGUAAAGCGCCUAACACCCUUAGUUUCUAGAAUUACUUUUAAAAACUCCUUUAUUGCUGCAUCUUCCACAAGUCUUUUGGUAGUCUCUGAACUUAAAAUUUGGAGGAGUUGACUACCUAGUUAAAAUUUUAAGUUAUGCAUUUAUUAUUUGUAGGGACAGGUGAAGAAGGAAAGUAACAGAAAAGGAAUGGCUCCUUGAGAUGGAAGCUGCUGAGUGUCUAAAUCUUUCCAGCUCCCCCCUCCUCCAGCUUAGCAUGAACAUUGAUCACACGUGUUUUGAUCUUCUGUGAUUGGGAUUUUUGUUGUUUUAACUUGGAGGGGAGGUUUCGGGGAAACAGGAACUUCAUACACAUGUGAAAAUAUGAAAUGUUAAGGGAUUUUUCUGUUUAAUAUGAAUAGUAAGCAAGAACUUUUUCUAUAUACUCUUCUGCUGCAGCAGAGAAAUAAACUGGUAGGUGGCAGCAGAAGAAAGAAUUCUUCAGAUUGAUGGCUACUGACAGAAUCUGCAUAGGAGAAGCGAUAGAGCAUGACAUACCACGACAAGCAAAGGGGGCAAAAAUGGAAACAGGACUACGAUCCCUGAUCUUGACUCUUAAAUGGUUCUUUUGAUCUCACAGAAUGGAUGAAGACAGUAUGUUUUUUCAAAUGGAGGAUAGAAGUACACAGAACAAGGAAGCAAUAGCUCUAACCUGUUUAAUUCAAUAUGCUUUCUAAAAUAAAAACACCAGAACUGGAAA
Delphinapterus leucas (beluga whale) is the source of this 7154-nucleotide messenger RNA. The record is from RefSeq and is a predicted model, not a curated record. Lineage: Eukaryota; Metazoa; Chordata; Mammalia; Artiodactyla; Monodontidae.